CAAAUAGUAAAUAAAUUACAUAAAUCUACCCGAGCUUUAUCGUUCGUCGUCGGGUGGCAACUAACCUAAUACACGUAAGUCCCCAUUCCCCAACAACAUAAGAGAAAGGACAUGAAAUGAGUAACAGAAAACGAAACAUCAAAGUAGAGAUAUAACAGGAGAGAGAAAGAGAGUUCAACAACAAUGGUGGCCAUUUCACUGUACAGAGGAAACCUCCAUAGAUUACCUUCCGACGUACCAAGAAGGUGGUUGAUGCCGACUCACGGUAUAUCUAUCAAGGAUUUCCGAUCUCUUCUUUGCCGCCGUUCCAAGGCUCUCUCUCUUCUCCCUUCCUCUUCUUCUUCCGUCGUCGAAAACCCUAACCCUAAUUUUAAUUUGAAUCCUGUGAAUUCCUUACCGCCGCCUAAUCAAUCGGAUUUCAAGGGUGUUGUAAACCCUAAUUUGGGUCAUGAACCAUCUAGUAAUGUUGAGGUUAGAAUGAGUGAUGCUGGUGAUUCUGCGCAGUUGGAUCAUCCGCCAUUGUUGAUUGAUGAGGAUGUUAAGAUGCUGGUUGAAAUUAAAGAGAACGAGAAUGAGAAGAAGGAGAAGGAGAAGGAGAGUGCUCCUGUUGUAGAUAAUCCAAAUGCUACUACUUUAGAGGGCGAUGAAAAAGUUGAUGAAAAAGAGAAGCGGAAGAGAGAGGUUGAGGAAAAAUUGCAUAUAUUAAAUGAAAAGAAACACAAUUUAGUACAAGCACUUAAGCAGAUUUUGAGUGCAGAAGAAGAACUAAAGAGGCGAAGUAGUAUGCAAGCAAGUCGACCUCCUCUUCCUCUUCAAGUGGAUGUUUCAAAUGACUCUGGGUCAAUGACUCGUCAUGCUACACCUAGAACAGGUUCAGAGGCAAAUCUUAAUGUUGAUAUGGAAGGAGGUGAAGGAGAUGAUGCUGUAAAUAAUAACCCACAAUCUAGACAAUUGCUCUGCAUGAGCAGUACUUCACCCUCUGCAGAGUCUGCGCUCAGAAGAGCACCAUAUUUCCAGCAUAAUGCGGCUCCUCAUCCUUCUUGAGCAGCAUUGGUUGCUGCUGGCAGUCCCUCACGUUUUGCUCCCUCGGGAAAUCAGGGUCACCCAUCAAACUUGCCAACCGUGUCUGUAUCUGGGACAAAUUAUUUUGCAUCUUCACCUUCCCCUGCUGCUUCUGGUGGCUCUUCAGGGUUUUAGAGAUGCCAGGCACCCAAGCCCAUGGAAUUAAUGCCCUUGUAUUCAAUCUCAAGUUCAGACAUACUAGGUGUAUAAAUUAGAUAAGAUUUGAUGCUCGGUUUUGGUGGACAAAGCUUGAUUUUGUUGAUUGCUUGCAGUAAAUUGUAGUAUCUACUAGGUUAAAAAAUUAAAUUUGCAAAUAUAGACACGGCUGUACUGAUUUAGUAGUAUUUGUUUCUUGUACUACAUAUAGUUCCUGAUGUAUGGUGUUGUGCCAUGGAAUUUCGACGUACAUUAUUGUUAGCUCGGUUCUUGGUGUUCUUUGGGUUGUACAUCAGGGUGAUUUUUGUAAUGGAUGUAAAUGAAUUUGAUAGAAAAAAAAACGGAAUUUUACGCAAUGAAAUGUCUUUAUAAGGCUGUGUAAAGUCCAUUUUGGUUUGGCACCAACUCCUAUAUAUAUAA
Messenger RNA from Chenopodium quinoa (quinoa), 1638 nucleotides. RefSeq lists its product as uncharacterized. The record is from RefSeq and is a predicted model, not a curated record. Bases 184 to 1044 code for a protein of 286 amino acids. Gene Ontology annotation, cellular component: chloroplast. Lineage: Eukaryota; Viridiplantae; Streptophyta; Magnoliopsida; Caryophyllales; Amaranthaceae. The transcript has 4 exons.